AUGAAAGUUGAAAGAGUUGUUUUUUAAUUUAGAAUAAUAAUUGUGAAUAUUUGUUAUAAUUUUUAUUAUUAAAUUUCAAAUUUGAAAUAUGACUGGUAAAAUUAUUAAAGACAUCUAAUAGAUUAAUUAGAAGAAAGAGCCUAAAGAAUUUUUGGAAAAUUAUAGUCUCUUUAAAAUAAUGUAGAAGGAGAGAAAUAAUCAAAAUUCAAAUUGAUUCUUGGUUAUUUGUAAAGUGUUGAAUUGGCUAUAGAAGAUGUUUAAUAGUAAAAGAAUUAAAAGUUUUUGGAUAUUGCAGAAAAAGUAUAACUAAUUUUAUAAAAAGUAAAGUUAUAAAGACUGAAAUCUAUUGUUGAUAGUGAAAAAGAAGCUAGAGAUUAAUUGGAUGAUAAGAUGAGAAAAGAAAUUCUUUAAGUUGAAAAGAAUUCCAAAAACCUUUUAAAUAGUUUUAGCAAAGAAAGAUUGGAAACAGAAAAUAGAGUAUUUAAAAAUCUAUCUCAAUAAAUUGAUUAAUUAUCAAUAGAAAUAUAGAAAGAAUAUCAUUAAAAAUCAGAAACUUAAAAUAGAUUAUUAGAGAUUUAAAAUGGUAAUUUUUUUAUAACUAAUGUAAAAAGAAUAAAUACCCUUAUUUUAUUAAGAUAUAGAGUAAGAAAUUAGAAUAAGAGAAGAAAUUGAAGAUAAAAUUGCAUAAUAAUUUAAUGAAUAAUUAAAUGAACUCAAAAGAAUAUUUGAUGUUUAAUAAAAAUAAAGAGAAUAAAGAGAGGAAGAAAUAAUAGCAAUUCUCAAAAAAAUAUAUUAAAAUGCCUAUGAUGUUUGUAAAAGAAAUAGAACUGAAAGAGAAAGAAAUGAAGAUUUAUUUGUUAAAUUAGUUGAAUAAGUAGUUGAAAAAAUUAAAAGAGAGAUAAUUGAUUCUGAUUUUUGA
Molecule: messenger RNA, 919 nt
Organism: Paramecium primaurelia
Lineage: Eukaryota; Ciliophora; Oligohymenophorea; Peniculida; Parameciidae
Source: the annotation of a GenBank genome assembly